Messenger RNA from Spodoptera littoralis (African cotton leafworm), 720 nucleotides. The record is from the annotation of a GenBank genome assembly. Lineage: Eukaryota; Metazoa; Arthropoda; Insecta; Lepidoptera; Noctuidae.
AUGAUAUCAUGCACAUGUCGUGUGCAGCGGGCAUUCCAGAACACGAUACUACCAAAACUAGCCAAGACACUAAUUAUCUUAUUGUGGAAACCCUCGUGUCGUGGAACGGACCUCGUUUUGACUGUGCUGACAGUCAUCGCACGUCGUGCAGCAGUUGAGCGCGCUGGGGCGGCGGCAGCGGCGGCUCGCAGUCGCCGGCGGCUGCCAGGUCGCGGGGCUCACAACUCAGCCGCGAGGCGCGGGCGCAGAUCGAAAGUUCGACGCGAGAUCGAGCGCGCAUAUGUAAAUAUCGGCACAUUUACAAGCGAAAGGGUUCACCAGAGCGGCGCACUAACGCAGCGUUGCGCGGGAACCAGUCCGGUGAGAUUCCUACGGCGUCCGAUAGAAAAAUGUCGAAUGAGCUUUGGGUCCAUCACUCGGUACGGGUGUGUGGUACGUAACGCGGCCGCCGCUCGACUGCCGCCCUCCUCUCACCGCCACUGCUGGUAUAUUUAUCGCUUAAUUAUUGAACUCGUCUGUGUAACAAUUAUGAAGCAGCUCGCCGAGUGGCAGGCUCGCAGCGCUGGCGGAGGGCGCGCGGCGCUACCGCGUCUGCGCUGGCGCGUUGCGUCACAACCUCACAGCGCUGCCGCGCCACCGGCGCACGCGCAGCCUUCAGAUUUUAUCUCAACAGUCGACAGCCAAUCCGCUGCUCACCUGCUAUAUCAUUUAAAACAUUAA